Messenger RNA from Hemibagrus wyckioides, 1968 nucleotides. RefSeq lists its product as uncharacterized. The coding region runs from base 189 to 1355 and encodes 388 amino acids. NCBI's taxonomy places the organism in Eukaryota, Metazoa, Chordata, Actinopteri, Siluriformes, Bagridae. The transcript is spliced from 2 exons. The record is from RefSeq and is a predicted model, not a curated record.
GCAUGGGCACUGCGCAGCGUCACAGAACACUUUACGUAAUGUUUGUGUUUAAACUGUGUUUCCUUUUAAACAUUAAGGUGUUGUGGUUGUGAAGCAAGACUUGGAUUAUCCUUUGUGAUUUUUCUACACUCCUGAUUUCUUCUUACUCCGCGACUGGACCUGACUCUUACACCGACUCUACAGCAGUGAUGAUGAACUUCGGAGGAGGAGCCGCGCUUCAGCAGCACCAGGAUGUGGAGCCCGAGCCCGGAUGGAGCGGACUGGACGACCCCUGGAACGGGACACAGAGGGAGACGUUUGUGUUUCCACAGGAUGAGGACGAUGACAACUGGCCUGUGCUAUGCCUCUCUCCUGUUUGGAUGCCAACACCUGUGGGGAGCCCAUCCCCACCUAUGAGAGGCCUCUCUCCUUUAUGUACCCCACCACCUGUGAGGAGCCCAUCCCCACCUAGGAGAGGCCUCUCUCCUUUAUGUACCCCACCACCUGUGAGGAGCCCAUCCCCACCUAGGAGAGGCCUCUCUCCUUUAUGUACCCCACCACCUGUGAGGAGCCCAUCCCCACCUAGGAGAGGCCUCUCUCCUUUAUGUACCCCACCACCUGUGAGGAGCCCAUCCCCACCUAUGAGAGGCCUCUCUCCUUUAUGUACCCCACCACCUGUGAGGAGCCCAUCCCCACCUAGGAGAGGCCUCUCCCCUUUAUGCACCCCACCACCUGUGAGGAGCCAAUCCCCACCUAGGAGAGGUCUCUCUCCUUUAUGGACCCCACCACUUGUGAGGAUCCCAUCCCCACCUAUGAGAGGUUUCUCUCCUUUAUGGACCCAACCACUUGUGAGGAUCCCUUCCCCACCUAUGAGAGGUCUCUCCCCUUUAUUGACCCCACCACCUGUGAGGAGCCCAUCCCCACCUAUGAGAGGCCUCUCUCCUGUAUUGAUCCCACCACCUGUGGAGAGCCUCUCUUCUGUAUGGAUCCCACCACCUGUAUGGAUCCCACCACCUGUGGGGAGCCCAUCCACACGUAUUAGAGACCUCUCUCCUGUAUGGAUCCCACCACCUGUAUGGAUCCCACCACCUGUGGGGAGCCCAUCCACACAUAUUAGAGGUGUCUCUCCUGUAUGGACCCCACCACCUGCUAUGAGCGCAUCCACACCUAUGAGAGGCCUCUCUCCUGUAUGGAUCCCACCACCUGUAUGGAUCCCACCACCUGUGGGGAGCCCAUCCCCACCUAUGAGAGGCCUCCCUCCAGUUUGGAUCCCACCACCUGUCCCACGCCAGGGCAUAAGGAGGAGGAGGGACGAAGAGGAUGGCAGUCAAGAAGCCCCUCCGAGUAGACGGCAGCAUGUGGAUCAGGAUGGGUAGCUGGAUUUCAUCAGGAGGAUCGUCCAUCACCUCUUAUCCAUGAUGUGUGGUAAGUAUGUGUGGUAAGUAUUUCAUCCCUAGAUUAAAGCAUUAGUCUUUUUUAAUAAAUAUGUAAUCCUUUUUAAACAUGUGGGGGGUGAGAAUCUGCUUGAUACCUUCUUGUCUGUUGUGUUGAAAAAAAAAAAAAAAACAUUUUGGAGCUAACUAUGUAACCUGUUCCCAAAAUUUUCAGUAGACCCAAGAGCCCAGUGUUCAUGCUCAGGCCUCUUCUGUAGUUUUUUUAAGAACAGCUCUUACGAGCUCAUAGCCCAUAGUUCAUAGCUAUAUCAUUCGGUCACUUCAUGAAUCUCGGUGUGAUUGCGCAGGCAUCCAGAGGAUUCUUACCACCGUCUCUAGCGUAAUCUCUAAAUGUAAAUCAUUUUAAUGAUAGAAUUGUGGUAAGAUUAAAGUAGUUAUGGCAUUUAGUUAAAAAUGUGAGUCUGUUUUCUUGUAUAUUUUGCAUUUGCAUUUAGUUUGUGUUAAAUGUAUAGGAUUUUUAUAAUAUUAAUGUUGUUACUUAUGUAUAUUAGCCUAAUUUAUAUUAAUAAAUAAAUAUAAUUUGUAUUGUUGUAGA